Eurytemora carolleeae is the source of this 409-nucleotide messenger RNA. RefSeq lists its product as uncharacterized. The record is from RefSeq and is a predicted model, not a curated record. Bases 59 to 394 code for a protein of 111 amino acids. NCBI's taxonomy places the organism in Eukaryota, Metazoa, Arthropoda, Copepoda, Calanoida, Temoridae. The transcript has 4 exons.
AACAUGUUUAACAUUUGGUUUCAGACUGAGUGUUAAAAUUGUGCACUGAAAGUGAAAAAUGUUUUUCUUAAAUCUGUUAGUUGGAUUCUUGGCACUUGGGCUUGUCAGGGGUUCAGUGCUUCAGGGUUCUGGUGUGCAGACAGGUUGUGAGGGUUCUCUUCUCAUGCAUUCAGAGGAGGGGGAGGUGUACACCCUGAAUAUGACAACCCUGCAGCAGGACGAGAAGGGAGUGCAUCAGCUGAAAGGAGGUAGCCUUAAUGUCAAGCAUGCUCUUCGGCAUGGAACUUGUUGCUACAGAUUGAGCAGUGGUCGGAGAAGGUAUAAGGAGGUUAAGAUGGAAGGAGAACAUAUUGUAAGGAUGAAAAUAAGAAAAGUGGAACUGGUAAGCGGUUAAAGGAACUGUAUUCUU